Haemonchus placei is the source of this 303-nucleotide messenger RNA. NCBI's taxonomy places the organism in Eukaryota, Metazoa, Nematoda, Chromadorea, Rhabditida, Trichostrongylidae. The record is from the annotation of a GenBank genome assembly.
AUGUCGAAUUUCAGAAGGGGAAACCGAAGCAAGGACAUAUCCAUUCUGCCUCAGACGGUGGAUAGGCAGGUAGACGUGGCUGUCGAAGAGAUUCGAGUAGAAGUCGAAGAUUGCGUUCUGCAGUAUCCUUCGAUGUGCAGUAAUUGGUCCGUCGAAGUUGAUGAAGCUCCGGCAGGCUUUGCAGACGCUCGUCCCGGCCUCGGCGGCUUCUCCAUAACUGCUUCUGUUCUCUCUUUCAGAUGUUCCUUCAUGGAUCUUUGCAUAGCUUCGCAGAUUCGGACGUUUGCUGAUGAUUGCUUGUAG